Paramuricea clavata is the source of this 7037-nucleotide messenger RNA. The record is from the annotation of a GenBank genome assembly. NCBI's taxonomy places the organism in Eukaryota, Metazoa, Cnidaria, Anthozoa, Malacalcyonacea, Plexauridae.
AAUUUAUUCAACAUGGUGGAAAAAUUUGUUCAAAAAUGUUUUUUUGUUUUGGGAAUAAAAGUAUGAUCACAAACAAAAAUUGCAGGAGAUAACCGAAGAUAUAUACAUGGAUGUAAGUUUGUGUUGUACUGCGUUGAUUUUCAGUGUGCUGAGAGAUUAAAGGACAAGAAAACGUAUAUAUAAUUAUUCAAUGCAAUAUGAUUUACAGUAAUAAUAAAGUAAAAAAUAAACUAAACUGUUUAUUAAUUAAUUAACCAUUUAACCCCCACCCCACAGCUAGACAUUUGUUGCGGGUCAGGGUGAUGUCAAUAAACAUGGCAUCUGCAUGGUGUCGUAAUGUCUUAAAAACCUAUAGCAUUCACCCCGAAGUAAAAUCAGCCCCCUCUCUAGUUGCAUCCCCCCACAAAAAUGCAGAAAACCAGACGUAUGCUAAGUUGGCUAUGUGUGUAGAAAAUAAUUUGCGCAGUUUGGACCAAUAAAUUAAGACAACAAGCUCCCAGGGACUGGGCCGGGGGCUUUGAUUUAAAAACAUGAUUUAAGAUUUUAUUUAUUUGUUAUCAUUUAAUUAUUUUGAUAACAUAUUAAUUCUGACAAAAAUGUCAAAAUUUCUUGGUGGUGUUGGCAACCUCUUGUGCUCUGCAUGUUUGGAUGUCAGAAACGUAGUUUGUACAGUCACAUGUUUUGUAGGUCAAAUGGUAAAAGUGUGGGUUAAUUUGUUGCUCAUCAUUUGUCGCUCAUCAAGUCGUAACUAUUUUAUAAUGCACAUCUCUUAAAUAUUGCCUUUGUAUUUUGAGAUCACUCCCAUGCACAGCUAUGGCUCCCCUUGAUUAUUUUGUUCCAUAGAGGAAUUAGUUUUUCCACAAGUUUCUUACAUAACAUGGCAACAGAACUUUCAAUUGCUAGAAGGGUAUUUUAGGUUUUGGGACUUGGGUGGGAGCUCCCCCCAAAUUUCAGGGGUUUUUUUAUUUGGGGGGGAUUCCCCCUCCUAUAGUCACAAACUCCGACAUUGUUUCCUACGCUCACCUAUUUCCAAGUGAGGGGAUAGAAAUGAUACCUGAGUUCACCAACUGCACAUAUAACCUAAGUGCAUGAUUACCCAUUUUUAUAGUCAAGGUUAUAUCCCUUACCAGAUUAAUAUUGAUAAUGAUAUUCAUAUUUCAUUUUGGGGGGAAACGCUCCCACCAUAAUUUAGCUAUUUUCAGAUUGGGGGGGAUUCCCCCCUAUCAUGCAUCCACCCACCCCCCGGAAAAUACCCCUGGUAUUGCUGUUCACGAUUCUUCAAUUUCUGUAGCUGCUUGGUUAUAAUCAGGGAAGUGGUUUGCCACUCUUCUGAUUUGUAAAGAAUCCAAGUUCUCCUGACAGCAUUGAAUCUAAAUCUAUUUUAGAAAGUAGUCAAAAUUCGAGAAAUCAAUCCACACAUUGUUUGCAGUCUUUGUGCGGGAUAUUUUAUUGAUGCAACAACAAUUACAGAAUGUCUCCAUACAUGUAAGUGGAUGGUGCAGUACCCAAUUAUGUACCUACAAAUUAUUUUGCCAUUGUAUCAGAUAGGGCUUGCAAAUUAAAUUACCUUUAAUUUAAUUCUGAUGUUUUGGAACAACCAGAAAUUUCUGCUGUCACCCAUCGAUCUGUAAUUUCCAAGAGCCCUAGCUCUCUUGGGGUGGGUAUGCAUGUCGCCCAUUAUAUUUUCAAAACUAGUAAUGUUGCAAUUUUGAAAGGUUUCUGUGGAACUUAUUGGUAUUGUUUUCUGUCUUCGUCAUGUCACUGUCAUAAUUUGAUAUCAGAUCUGAUUGGUUUAUUUUAUCAUGUGGUGCCUUUUAUAUAUUAUUCACUAUUAAUAGUAUGAAAGCAUGUGUGUUUUCCCAACCCAAGAAACUUCCAGAUGAUCGAGAGUAGUCUUUGCUCAAAACAUUGAAGUUCACCCAGCCCCUCCCCUCCCUAUAGUGCACAACAAGUUGUUAAUGCUGAUAGUUUUUUUGUCUUAGUUUGUAGAAGAUGUAUUGUAAAGUAUCUUCAACUCAGCAAAUAUUGCCCCACAUGUAACUUGAAAAUUCAUGAAACUCAACCUUUGCUAAAUGUCAGGUAAUAUUAUUAUAAUAAUUGCAGUAGAACCUCUGCUAAUGGACAAUUGUCAUCCCCGUAGAAUGGACUACAAACUAUCAACAUGAAAGCACCUCUUCAAAUUAAUAUCUGUAUAAUUAUGUAAAUUGGAAACAUGUACUGGAAAAGCCAGCAAACACUUUGCACAAACACUGAUCACUUGUCAACCUACUGUCACUAAAGUUCUAGACAUCUCAAACCUCCAGACAACAAGCUUUAAUCCCAAAGACUUCAUCAUAUUAACCUUUCACUGUAUUAUAAACUGGACAAGUCUACAAACUUGACCAUGCAGCUAUACUGAUUCAUAUCAUAUAUGAUGUAUAUUGAAACCUAAUGUGUGGCAAAUUCCAGAUGGAAGGCCUUAUUGCUUGAGACAUAAAGUUUGCUAUUGAUUGCUUCUUUUAUGACUAGUUAAUAUGAAAAUCUUAUUGAUUAUUUAGUUUGGAUAGAACAAUGCAGGAUAUUGUUUUCAAAGUUGUUCCUAACUUGUUUGAAGGUAUGAACAGUCAGUCAACAAAAGGUUAUCUGAAAUUAAUGAUUUUAUUAAUAAGUACCAUUAGAUAUUAAAAACACAUGGGGUGUUUGUCCAAACCAGAGUCUCAACACCAAUAAACAGUCUAAUAAGCAGACAAGUUUAGAAGCUUGAUAAUGCAAAAUCACUGUCAAGAAUACUCAGAAUGCUACCUACACUGGAACUAUACAUCUCUUCUUUGACAGAUGAAGAAGCAAAGGAACAUGCCUUUUAUGAAGAAAGAGGAAUGCCUGUGCCUAAGAAAGAAACGGAAGGUACAGCUGUGUUAAAUAAUUGUAGAAACGAUGUUUGAACAACUAAAACAAAGAGACCAUUCGGUAUAGCUCUAUUCUAAAUUGCUCACGUUACCUAGGCUGGCCAGCCUUUCUUUAAUGGUCCAUUGUCCCUUUCUUUAAUGGUCCAUUUCUGUAACAAAUGGUUUACACUAUUAAAGUUUCUGAGAUCACAGUGGGAAUUUUGCAUCGGCAUAAUUCCAUAAAUUCUAAGUUGAAGGAUUUGUAAGAAAUGCUUGAGGGAACCGAGUGUUUAACAUUAAGUCAGUCUUACAAAUCCUUCAAAACUCUGAUAGUGCAACCAGGCUUAACACUUCUAAACUGUUCUCCCUAGAGGUCCAGUAAUCGUCCUACUUUAUAUGUCUAGUACAGGAAGAAACCUAAACUAACUAAACUUAGUUCUGAACUGUUCUCUUAUUCUUGAUCCAGUGUUACUAUGGGAAGAAACACGGGUAGCCUGAAAAACCUUGUUCUGGAAGCACUCUAAUUGUAAUAUUCCAAAAACUAUAAUCAUGCAGACAACUGCAUAUUACAGGAAGUUGCUAUAAUAGAAGAAAAGUUUGCUCUCGUUAAAAAGGUCAUUAUAUUUUGUUCUCACAGAAUGUGAUAGUGAUGAUGGCAGCCAUUCACCAAUCAGAAAUGACGUCACAGAAUACAUGAAUAGUUUUCGAGAUGAUGAAUUGAUCUCCAUUUGUUUAAAACCGUACGGGUGUGUUUUGCAGCUUAAAAUUUAUCUUUGUGCAAUUUCAUGAGGUGGAACAACAUGCAAAGUCUUGUGAUAAAAUCUUCAGUGUGGGAUGUUGGUAGCGAUCUGAGUAAUAAUUUUGAGGGAUUCAAAGUCAUUAAUUUCACUCGAAACGUUGUUAAGCCCAGGCCCCAGAUUAUGCGUGCGAUUUUUUCUCUCCCCCUGGCAACGCAGUUGUAACUUGAUACCUUUGGCAAUCGUCGCCGAAAGUUGAAAUGAUUUGCAGGGUGUCCACGGGCCUUGAAAAUCCUGGAAAGUCCUUGAAUUGGAAAAAAAAAUUCCAGGACUGGAAAGUCCUUGAAAAUUAGUAGAAGUCCUUGAAAAUCCUGGAAUUAAUUUCCUUAACCUCCAGCUGUGCCAACAUUAGUGAUUUUGAUUAAAAUUACUGAAUAAAGUGAAUCAAAGAGAGGCAAAUCCGUGCCAUUUUCAAAGAUUUUUCCCAGUUCUAGGUCCUUGAAUUUGCUGAAAAAGGGCCUUGGAAGUCCUGGAGAAGUCCUUGAAUUUCACCUUCACCAAAGGGUGGACACGCUGGACAGGGUUCGUAGCGGUCUUUGAAAUCUUUGAAAGUCUUUAAAUUUGAAUACAAGUCUUUAAGGUCUUCGAAACUAGUCUUUGAAUUGUGUGAAAAAGCGAAGAAAGUCUUUAAAAGUCUUUAAAUUCUUUAGUGAGUAUUUGAUUAUACGAUUUCCUAGCUAAUAAAAUAGAUUGAUUGAAGCGAGAUUUUCGCAAAUAUCGACGAAAAGGCGCAUUUUAGAAUGUGAUUUGACGGGACUAAUUACUGGGUAAAAAUGGUGCUUAUACACUCGCAAUUUUUCGACAGCUGUUUGCUCUCAAAGGUCUUUGAAAAGUCUUUCAAAAUAGGCAGAAAAAAUCAUUGAAAGUCUUUGAAUUUUUUUGGUCUUGGAGACUACGAACCCUGCGCUGGAUUUAACUUUCGGCAACGAUUGCCGAAAAUAUCAAAUUACAACUGAUUAUAUUUAGUCAGCCAGCCAAUGAAAAUCGCCUUACUUGACAAGUGGACUGGCUAGAGAAAAAUAUAUUUGGGGCGGGAAAUCCAGUGCCGUGGACAGUGGACUAGUGAAAGAUAUAUCUCCAUCUUUACACACUACUUUUGAUACAGUGCAACAUCAGUUAAUUGCUAAAACCUGCUAACAACAAAGAGAAACUGACGUUAGGCGCCAAUUUUACAACAUCAAUGUCAAUGAUAAUUGUAUUUAAAUAGGCAAUUCCAGCUAUAGAUUAAAUUUUGAUCUAGGCAAUGGACCAUUUGCAUUAUAGACUAAAUUUUGAUCUAGACGGAAAUUUCAUCACAGCUUGAAAGAGCAUCACAAAAUUAGUAAUAUUCCAAAGUUUCGUUGCGAAAUGUUGUAAAAUGCGGAUAAUAUAGCCUUGCGAAGUUUUCAGCCCAUUUUGUAUUACGCACGGGAAAUUGACAGCCCAAUCUGGUGUUGGGGCAUCAAUUUCCCGUUUGUAAUACAAAAUGACUGAGGAAAAUGGAGCCUUGCGAAGUUUGCAAUUUUCAGUCAUUUUGCAUUACAAACGGGAAAUUGCAGCCCAACACCCGAAUCGGAUGUUAAUUUCCCGUUUGUAAUACAAAAUGACUGAAAAACGGCAAACUUCGCAAGGCUAUAUUAUCCGCAUUUUACAACAUUUCGCAACGAAACUUUGGAAUAUUACUAAUUUUGUGAUGCUCUUUCAAGCUGUGAUCAAAAUCCCACCACAGCUAUCAAAAUUUAGUCUAUAGCUGGGCUGCAAUCAUCCAUUGACAAAAUGUAACUAUUAUUUUGUAUUUCUCAACCGCCAGAUACAUUUGUAACGGUUGCUAACUGUGUAAACUACAAAAUUUUAGGUUUUGAACACUUUUUAUCGCAAAUACGUGACAUUGAAAAAAAUUGCCUCUUAAUCUAUCAUUGUUGGAAUCACUCUCUGUGUAAUAAUAAUUUCAGUGUCAUUUUAUUUUUAGAUCAUCCGAAACCUACGAAAAACCAGUAAGCUGAUCGUUCUUUAAUGCUGUAGUUUUUUAGUAAAUUUCAGUUGCUUUUGAAAAAUCCUCUAGAAAUUGUUACCUUCUCAUAAGGCAUGAUGGCCUGUUGAGGAGACUCAGGGUUGCUGGGUCCAAGAUUGAGGAGGCUGAAGCAAUCGAGUCAACGGGGAUUGGAAACGAGUGAUUAUAAACGAAAAUUAUCUUUAUUCACCUGUAGGCAUUAUCUCGGCAAUACUUACGUUGUUCACACCGAGUGGUGAUCUUACAUCUCGCAAAACUUCUUCGAAAGAAAAUGAAUUUAUCUCCAGAUAAACAGGUAUAAAACGUAAGAAACAGAAGCUACAUCUUUACGAUGGCAUUUUUAUUUCUGAUGAGUCACGUAAAACGUUUUAGAAUGUCCAUCAAAAAUGUUUUUGUGUUUACGAGAAUUGUUUCGUUGCCGCGCCCGAUUUAUGUAUAAAUUUAAAAGUGUUAUUGAUUUUUGUUUGAAUCAAAAUAAAUAUAUAUUUUGAGAAGUAAACUAUCUAUUCAAUAGGUCAUAUAAUAUUGUUUGUUUGUUUGUUUGUUUGUUUGUUUGUUUGUUUGUUUGUUUGUUUGUUUGUUUGUUUGUUUGUUUGUUUGUUUGUUUGUUUGUUUGUUUGUUUGUUUGUUUGUUUGUUUGUUUGUUUGUUUGUUUGUUUGUUUGUUUUCUGUCUGUAUGUCUAUCCUUAACUGUCUGUGUUGCUUGUCUUAAUUAUUAAAUACGAAUUAUUUACUGAUGGCAUAUGACAUAAGAUGUUUUUCAACUUCUGCAGCUUGAGUUUCUCUGUGAAAAUGAGCUGGUCAACCCCGCUAUUUCAAUGAAACAGCUCUACAUGACACACUGGGGAGGAAAGGUAUUGUAUUAACCACUACUAUUCAAGAAAACACCAUGGAUUUAUUGGUUUGACAAAAUUCAUGAGAGGAGAAAUAAAGUAAACAGAUUCGCGUUUAGAGCAAAUCCUUCCGUCAGUGGACAUGUCAAAAAUUCAUGUUGCUGUUUCAGAUAAUUUUUUUUUUAUAUCCACAAACCAAGUUCCCAGAGGAAGAGCCUGUAGCCAAUGGAGUAGCCUGAGCACAGACCUUCGUUUUGCUACCCUAAAAUUGAGAGUGGGAUGCUUGUUGAUACGUAAUCAUAGCUGACCAAAUGUCUAUUUUCAGUAGAAAAUUGCCUGCGAACCGAGGUUGUGUGGAUCUGCAACUCUACAUUAACGAUUUUAUUUUCUCUAUAGGAGUUACCAAUGUGUCUUCAUUAUCGAAUAUAUUCUUCCAAAUCGUUUGAAGAAAUCAUUCCUGCUGAAGAAAAUCUUUCUAUGACGGAAGAUACUUGGUUGUAAAUAGAGUAAAUGUAAAUAAAAAGUUUGUUAAUACAAUGCUUCGCUGUUUUAU